AUGUCAAAAAUUGAAUUUAAAGUAAAUAAUAUAAUAGAACUCAAUGUCGCAACUGCAGGUGCCGUCGAUGAAAUUCCUCCAUUGGCACUUAAUGUUAGCGAAUCAAAACUUCUUUUUAGUGAAGGUGAGACUUAUGAAAUGGAUUUUGAAGAUAAUGAAGUGAAAGAUAAAAGAAUUCCAAUUAAUGAGGCUGGUAGGGUGUAUGGUCCAGGAGAUAAGAUUCCUAAUAGUUUAACGAUUUUAAAAAAUGAAUUAAUUAAAAAAUCUAUCCAAGAGAUUAAGGACAAAUUAUCUGAGAAUGGAAUUACCCAUGAGCAAGAAAUGAAAAUUUUAG
This is a messenger RNA of Entrophospora candida, 334 nucleotides long. The record is from the annotation of a GenBank genome assembly. Lineage: Eukaryota; Fungi; Glomeromycota; Glomeromycetes; Entrophosporales; Entrophosporaceae.